AUGUCGGAGAAAAAUGAGGUUCUGCAAGAUUCUACAAACCACACUAGACAAGAAGUUCCACAGCAAAAUACCUUGGAGCAGAACAUGAAAAGAUCCUUCCCAGGACUGUUUGGAAAAACAUUUGGGGAAAAAGUGACCAGGAAAAGAGGAACACACUCUAGCUUUACUGACAUGAAAAGAAAACUACAUACUGUAAAGUGUUUUGAAGUACAGUUCUACCUGGUAAACAAACACAUGGAGAAGACACCAAAAGCUUCAGAUGAGCUGACACUUCUACAAGCAGGGAUGGGUCGGAGAACUAUUACUGUCAAAGAUGAUUCUGACCAUUCAUGGCUCUCCAGAAAACUCGAGGAGACAUACCCUAAAAUGACUGAUUUGAAUGGGGCAUGGAUGUUGUAUAAGGCUGUUGGUGGAUCUGGACAAAGAAAACUGUGUAUUGUACCCCCUGAGGCAGAAGGUUAUACAGGCGCUUACCUCAAUUCGGUUGCUCGUGGCAAGUCAGCACUAUACAUUGUGCCAGUGCAAGGAACACUUGAUAUGUCACCUCUUCCUUAUUCUUCAAAGGAGUUUGAAAAAAUGCCGAAAACAACAUGUCGUAACUGUUACGAAAACAUGCCAGUCCAGUUUUUAGCCGCACAUGUGGCAUCUUGUAAGACAGUGACACUCUCUGAUGAAGAGACAACUUCUAUGUUUUCUACAGAUGACAGUCCUGCCAUGGACAUAGCUAUGCAAAAUUCCCCAGAUAACACUUCCUCUAUUGAAACAUCUGUAACGGACACCAACAAUUUAAACCUUACUUCAUGUGCCAAGGGUUCUGAGACAGUAAGAAUAACUAAUUCAUUCCACUUGAAUAAUAGUAAUAAAAAUAAUAAUAAUAAUAAUGUGUUUUAUUACUACAUACUACUUUAG
This is a messenger RNA of Megalobrama amblycephala (Wuchang bream), 909 nucleotides long. RefSeq lists its product as uncharacterized. The coding region runs from base 1 to 909 and encodes 302 amino acids. The record is from RefSeq and is a predicted model, not a curated record. Lineage: Eukaryota; Metazoa; Chordata; Actinopteri; Cypriniformes; Xenocyprididae. The transcript has 7 exons.